This is a messenger RNA of Ectocarpus sp. CCAP 1310/34, 2297 nucleotides long. Lineage: Eukaryota; Phaeophyceae; Ectocarpales; Ectocarpaceae. The record is from the annotation of a GenBank genome assembly.
UCUCUCAACACCGACAGGGCACAAACACAAUUAUCCGCACAAGGGCAGCGCGAGCAAACACAAAAGAGGGCCGUGUGUGUGCUCGGCGAGCCACCCCCUACUCUAACCACCGGGGCAGAGUGUACGACAAGCUCCCUGUGUUCGGCUGGGAGAAUCGGAAUAGGCAGCAGCAACCUUUUUCUUCAUGAAAUCUUCCGUCCUCCUCGCCGCCGGGAUGGUUGUGGGCUCAGUAAAGGCUUCGCCCUCCGCCCCGAUGCGGUUCAUGGAGCACCUUCACGGCUCAGGGGUGGACUCACAGUCGCCAGAUCGAGGAGGGGAGGGGCUGCAGCUUUACGUGUCUAAGAGAGCUUGGGUAGAGGACCGCGCCUGCACGCGUCUCUCCCGCACGCCCCAUCUCAUCACGACGAGCCAAUCGACCUGGUUUCCCACCGCGGUGGAAAUGGCCGAGGGCUUUUAUUCUGCGGACGUGGCCGCCCUCGCAUGCUGAACAAAAAAUAGCUCAUUGCAAGGGCACGUCAUUUUGGUACGAAGCAUUGUUGUGGUGGUGCAUGGGAUUUCCGAUGUGACGAGCUCGGUGGCACAACAGCCGGGGUCAAGACGCGUCGGAGUUUUGCUGGUUGGCGCACAUCACGUCGAUGCCAUCUGUUGACAGCAGUUGCUUGGUCUUCCGUCACUUUCGGAUUUGGUGGAAGAGCGGAGGGGCCGCCGCCAUAGCGGAUGGAAGGGAGGGAAGGGGGAGUCGUCUCUGCGUAUCUGGUUUUCAGCUGGAGUAUCUUGGUUACCGAUAUCACAACACAUAUCGGCCUACGAAUUAUUUCGCCGGUUCCGGUCGUGGGAACUACAGUAUAUGUUACGAAGGAGGUAUUUGUACAGAUGUGAAGAAGAAAAUGCGGGGAUACCGCGCAAGAAGUUUGCCUGUUCCUUCGGCGAUGUAUAAUUUGUCGAUAUUCUGGCCAUGCCAGUGUACUUAAUAUUUAAGAACCUUUGCUCCGCAUGAGUGUGUUAAGCGGGCAAGGAAGGUAUGGCAACAAGCGCUGUUUGCCCAUCAUCCAUGGUUUCGUUGUUGGUGACGUUUUUGUCUGUGGUUGGAUCAUUAUCCUCUUCGACACUUUAUUUUGUGUGUUUUUUCAGGUGCUGUUAGCAAGUAUAGACCAUUGAUGUCUGUGACUAGCGAGCUGCCGGAAAGACUGCUGCUGCUGCUGCUGCUCCUGCCGCUGCUGCUGCUACGUGUCUAGUCUAUUGCCUCUCCUCGCGGGGCCACCUAGCUCGGCGAGGUCACCUCGCUCGCGUUCCGAGCAAGCCCUAUGGCUUGUGUUCGUGCGGCGUAGGUUGCCCUGGAUGUGGUGUAAGAGAGUGUCCACCUAGCGAAGCGACGGGUGUGAAGCUGUGCGUGAUGUCCUCUGUUUUUUGCUUGUUGAUACCGAAAGCACGGAAGGUGCCCGGGGACCAUGUUGCUAGUGGGGCGGGCAGACGGAAGGAAAUGCCUGUGUUGUGGGUCAUGAUAAUGAUUUGGAUUCGAUUAUGGCCACCGAUCAAUUAACGGCAAGGACAGGGGGGGAUACAGUCGGGGGGAAGAACCGGAGUACGAGGGUGCUGGCCCUGCCUCUGUUGUGUAAAGACACGACCGCCGAAAACGAAGUCGGCGUGGCCUGGCGGUUGCGCGAUCUACGAGUUUUUGGAAACGGGCAGUCAGUCCAGUGAAAACCACGGCACCUUACCCGCUCGCGGGCCGUUCCUCUCCCCGUCCGGGCCGGGUUUGUUGUGAUGGUCGAGUCACCAAUUGGGCUGAAUUGGAUUACGACCGUUUUCGUACCCGACGAAGGGGAGGGGAGGGGGGUAUCGACAUGUACAGAGUGGAAACAAGGACAGCAGCGGGGGGAUGGAGUUUGAUGCGACACGGCGCCACAGGCCCGGGGGCCCCUGUGUGCAGAGAAAGAGUGGACCCAAAGUUCGCCAGGGAGAAACCGUCGUUUGUGUUGGUUCCGCGUGUAGUGCGCCGUAGGUUGAUGUAUCGCCCGUUUCACCUGUGUGCGGGCAUGUUGGGUGUUCAACGGCCCAUAAACGUCGCCGUAGCCCACCCGCGCAAGCGAUCUGACGGGGCGAGAAGUGGCGGGGGUUUCAACAAAUUUGUGAACACUCCGCAUUGUGUGGACAGGGGGGAGGGAGCGGCCCGAGCAUCCAGCAAUGGCGAGAUACAGAUGACUUCCGCAAGACGUAAGACAACAAAUCUGAAGAUUUGAUGGAAGCUGUUUUUUCCGACUUGUUGGUGGAGACUCUGCACCGUAUCCACAUGAAAG